Messenger RNA from Xyrauchen texanus (razorback sucker), 4309 nucleotides. RefSeq names its product cadherin-6-like. The record is from RefSeq and is a predicted model, not a curated record. Gene Ontology annotation, biological process: adherens junction organization; cell morphogenesis; calcium-dependent cell-cell adhesion. The transcript has 12 exons. Gene Ontology annotation, cellular component: plasma membrane; catenin complex; adherens junction. Gene Ontology annotation, molecular function: cadherin binding; calcium ion binding. Lineage: Eukaryota; Metazoa; Chordata; Actinopteri; Cypriniformes; Catostomidae. Bases 207 to 2588 code for a protein of 793 amino acids.
GUUUGGACUCUGAGAAGGACUGCAAGGGCUUAGAGCAGCAUUUGUGACCUGGCCUAAGGAAGACAUGGUCAUCUGUCUAGAGAAAGUGAAUAAGGUACUGUGUGUCUUGCUGACAGUAGGAGGGACUAUGAGGGUGCACUGCAGAACUUUGUAACUUUAGCAUAUAGGAUCAUUAUAAGCUGUAAGACACCCUGAGAGCGUGAAAGAUGAGAACUUUGAUUGUACUUCUGUGGGCUUGUGUGCACGUGAGUGUGGAUGCAGUUGCCCUUUCAAGAGCACCAGUUCGAAGGAAAACCAAAGAAAUUGAAGGUGGUCAAGACAAAGACACAGAGUUGCUUAGACGUUCCAAAAGAGGGUGGAUGUGGAGACAGUUCUUUCUCCAAGAGGAAUACACAGGAACGGACCACCAAUACAUCGGCAAGCUUCACUCAGAUAUGGAUAGAGGAGAUGGCACGGUAAUAUACGUUCUUUCAGGUGAAGGUGCGGGGACAAUCUUUGUGAUAGAUGCCAACUCUGGAGAUCUGCAUGCUACAAGGAGCCUGGACAGAGAGGAGAAACCGUACUACGCUCUCCGAGCUCAGGCUGUGAAUAAGAAAACCGGCGUCCCGCUGGAGCCAGAAACAGAGUUUAUUGUCAAACUACAUGACAUCAAUGACAAUGAGCCGAAGUUCGACAAAGAAAUUUAUACAGCAUCCGUACCUGAGAGGUCACAUAUUGGCACUUAUGUCACUCAAGUUACUGCCCAGGAUGCAGAUGAUGAAAUGUUUGGCUACAGUGCAAAGCUGAUCUACAGCAUCAGCCAGGGUCACCCAUACUUCUCUGUAGAACCAAAUACAGGCAUAAUCCGGACAGCUUUGGGUCCUUCCGACAUGGACAGAGAGCAGAGGGAGCACUACCAGGUGGUGAUCGAAGCCAAGGACAUGGCCGGCCAAAAGGGCGGCUUAACUGGCAGCACCACAGUCAACAUUAGCCUUACUGAUGUCAACGAUAAUCCCUCUCGUUUCACCCAAAGUAUAUAUCAGUUCAGCGUUCCAGAGCUCACUGAGACGGGAGCAUCAGUUGGCAGGAUAAGGGCUGUGGAUGCCGACAUCGGCAAAAAUGCGGAGAUGGACUACACCGUUGUUGGUGGAGAUGGCUUAGAUGUGUUUGAUAUCAUCACAGACCGGAACAACCAAGAAGGCAUACUUACCAUUAAGAAGCCUCUUGACUAUGAGAAAAAGAAAUCAUACACGCUUCAGAUCCAAGUGCAGAACACACAUCCAGACCCGCGAUUCCUGAGCUUAGAUGCUAAGGACAUGGCCACAGUCCGGGUCAGUGUGGAGGAUGUGGAUGAGCCCCCUCAAUUUGAAAAAUUCAGUUACAUUUUAGAGGUGAAAGAGGACGCAGCUGUGGGAACCGUCCUAGGAUCAGUCAGUGCCGUGGACCCAGACAUAAGACGCAGUCCAGUCAAGUAUACCAUUGACCGACAUACAGAUGUGGACAGAAUUUUUAGUGUCUAUCCUGGGAAUGGAUCUAUAUACAUGCAAAGGCCUCUGGACCGAGAAGAAUCUUCUUGGCAUAACAUCUCAGUAAUUGCAGCUGAGUUCAACAACCCUCAGCAUACCAGUCGAGUGCCUGUGUACAUCCGUAUACUGGAUGUCAACGAUAACCCCCCUAUGCUGGCAUCCUUCUACGAGACGUUCGUCUGUGAAAAUGCAAAAGCAGGCCAGAAAAUCCAAACAAUAAGCGCAGUGGAUCCAGAUGACCCGGCCGGUGGACAUCGUUUCUUCUUCUCUUUAGCAUCAGAGAGCUCAGUGCGAGCAAACUUCUCAGUUCGAGAUAAUGAAGACAACACAGCUGGGAUCUUUACACGGCGGACUGGAUUUGGCAGAAUGCACAAGAGCACCCAUCUAGUGGCUGUAGUGAUCUCAGAUGGCGACUUUCCAAUGCAAAGCAGCACAGGCACGCUCACAAUUCGUGUGUGCACGUGCGACCGUGCUGGCAACAUGGAGAUGUGCAAUGCCGAGGCUCUGACCAGCUCUGCUGGACUCAGCACGGAAGCACUCGUGGCCAUCCUGCUCUGCAUUCUUAUACUGCUCUUGAUCGUGGUGCUGUUUUCUGCCCUGAAACGUCAGAAGAAGAAGGAGCCCCUGAUCAUCUCCAAAGAGGACGUGAGAGACAAUGUGGUCAGUUACAAUGAUGAGGGUGGUGGUGAGGAGGACACCCAGGCCUUUGACAUCGGAGCACUUCGCCACCCAGAGGUGAUGGAGGAGAGCAAAAUGCGGCGGGACAUCUUGCCCUCCGAAUCUCUUUACCCCCCACCACCACCACUCCGUAGGACCAUCGCGCCGUCCCGUGACAACGCCAAUGUGCGGGACUUUAUCAACCAGCGUGUGCAGGAAAACGAUGGCAACCCCACAGCUCCUCCUUAUGACUCGCUGGCCACCUACGCGUAUGAAGGUAACGGAUCAGUGGCGGAGUCGCUCAGCUCACUGGGAUCUGUGUCCUCAGAGGAGGUGCAGGACUAUAACUACCUCAGCGAGUGGGGGCCACGCUUCAGGAAGCUCGCCGACAUGUACGGUGGAGAGGACAGCGAUUGGGACUCCUAACGGACAUCUGGCAGACUGCGGAGCAGAACUCAUUUGCUGUGCUGCCUCUAACUGAAGACUGGAGUGGCAGAAUGAGGAAGCCUAAUUUCUUUACAAAGUGCCCUUUCAUGCUUCUCAUUGUCCUACAAUCAGGCACUCGGUUCUCCAUCCUGAUUGGCUCUGCAUUUUCUCUGCAAGGCAGAUGCAAAAGAUGAGAUGAACUUCACACAGUGCUACGGAGGAUGUUUCUGUACGUUCCUGACUUAAAUUUUCUCAUAUGCACACGUGCUCUCUCGUGCUCAUCAGAAAGAGAUCAACUGCGGUGACAUCUUUCUACAUAAUCCCAGAUUUUUCUUGAGAUGUACUGUAGACAACACUCAGCAUUUGCAGAUUUCCAUAUCUGUAACCAUCACUGAAAAAGUUAUUUUGAAAAGUCUACCAUCUGAUCAUGCAGACCUGCUCUUCAAACACUGGUUCAAAAGAAAAGUUUAUCUGUACACUGUGAGCCUGUGAUACACUUGAACUGAACAUUUGUAGGCAUGCUAUAAACCAUUUAUUAAAAGGCCAAGACCAAGUUCUAUUUUAUUUUAUUUUUUUAAGUAAUGUGACCAAGGCUAAACUUAAGCCAGUGAAUUAAUCAUCAGAUUCUAUGUGCAGCAGGGAGCUCAGAAUCAAAAUGUUCAAGAUCAUAGAAGUCGCCUAAUAACUGGGAGGCAUUUUGAAACCCUAACUAUUCAUCGUUUGCAUAAUUUAACUAAUCUACUUAUGCACUCAAGAAAAGAUGUGUUGUCCUGUAACCAGAAUCAAGACAGAUUGUUUGAACUCCAUGUAGAUCUAGAAAAAUGGGUCAGGAUAUGUUUCAUGGUUGGCACUGGUUUUCAUCAUCCACUUGAAAAAAAAAAUUUGAGAAGCUUACAAUUAUCUGCUAUGUCAUUGGACCUAAAUGUGUUUUGCUUGAAUUCCUUAAGCAGUCUGGCACACUUUUGCUUGAACUCGGAACUGCUUAGUAUUACUUUCUCCUUAUGAGAGACACAUAUUCACACAUUCCCUUAAAGAUGUGCUGCAAAAUGUAACAUUCCAGACAAUUAUCUUAAAAAAUUGUGUAAGCAUGUCUUAGUGCGAUCUAUUCUCAAUGAUUUUUUUGCUCUCCAUUCAUAAAACUGAACAGAGAGAUCAAACACAAUACAGUCAAACCAACGAAAAUAAUUAUACAUUCAUACCUUUACAUAGAAUUACUGAUCAAAGGUUAAAGUGAAUCACUUGGCCAUGACUGCGCCCUCUCAUCAGUCCACAAAAUGAGCCUGAGAUUGCGUUCACCUCUGCCUUUAGAAAGGGUGAAGACAUCUCUGAGGACUGGUUGAGCAGGUAAAUAUUUGUGUUUUAGAAGCAGAAUUCUGAUUUCUCUUCUUUGUCAUUGAUAUGCUGUAAAAUAAAGAAAUAAAAAAACAGGAAAAAAGAUUGUUAUUCAUGCUGUCAAAUCUUGGUUUAAUGAACAGUGCUUUGUACCAGUGGCUUUGGAAGAGUAGAUUUUGUCCAUGUACUAAUUUGCUUUAUAUCUUGUGAUAUUUUGUACCAAAUAUUUAUAUACUACGAUGAUGACUAUAUAUUAUUGAAAUAUGUACAUUCUUAUUGUAUUAUUGUGUGUUAUGAUCGUGUUAAACUGUAAAUGUAAGCAAGUUGUAGUUCAUUUGAUGAUGUGCAAAUGGAUUUAAACUUUCAUUAAAAUAAAUGUUCUCUUUUAC